ACCGCCAUUUUUUUCAGAUCGAUCGUUGAACUGAGCCGGGUUGGUGAUGCGACGCACCGCCGCCAUUUUGUAUUUCUUAUUAAGUGACUUUUCUUCUUAGUGUUUCAAUUAUUAAUCGUGAGAUUUCAUAAAAUGGAGCCUCCUAAACAGCAAAAGCAAACAGACAUGUUGAAAAAAGAUGUUACUAGUCCUGGCAAACCUAGCGAAAAUGGCGAGGCUAUGGGUGGCUUCCGUGGACGCGGUGGUGGACGAGGUUUUGGUGGAGCCUUCCGUGGUGGCAGAGGAGGACCUCGAGGUGGUGGAGGUAGAGGUGCUGUCAAUAAUGUGGACGACAGACCACCAUUUGAGGGAGGGCGAGGUGGAAGAGGAGGAAGCAGAGGUCGUGGCCGCGGCGGUGGAGGUGGUGGCGGCGGUGGUGGUGGAGGUGCCUUCUUUGAUGGCAAAGGCUUCCAACAAAUGGACCGCAUCAGUGAGAGGCUGAAGCAGAUGGCUGGUCCCCAGGUAGACUUGCCCCCUCGGGAAGACACAAUCAGGAAGUUCUCUAAUCACUGCCGGCUCUGGAUCGGCAACCUCCCUCUUGAUAUCACUGAAGAUGAUGUCCGGGAACUCUUCAAACCUUACGGAGAAUUUGACGAAGUUUAUUUUGAUAAAAACAAAGGCUUUGCUUUUGUGCGCAUGGAUUUCAAAAGUAAUGCUGAGAAGGCCCGUCAAGAAUUGCAUCUCAAAGAGUAUAAGAAUCGACAGCUCAAAAUUCGGUUCUCGUCCCCAGGAACUGCCCUCAAAGUUCGAAAUCUUUCCACUUGGGUCACCAAUGAGCUUUUUGAAAAGUCAUUUUCUGUGUUUGGUGAGCUGGAGAAGGCGAUCGUGAUCACAGACGAGCGUGGCAGGUCUACUGGUGAAGGCAUCCUGGAGUUCUGCAAGAAGCCUUGUGCUCAGCUCGCCCUCAAGCGAUGCACAGAAGGCUGCUUCUUCCUAACCAGCUCUCCACGCCCCGUGAUCGUGGAGGCGAUGUCCGCCGUGGACGACAACGAAGGCAUGGCUGAGAUCAACGUCAACAAGCGCAACCCUGAGUACAUGAAGGAGAGGCAGAGCGGGCCCAGAUUUGCUGCACAUGGCUCCUUUGAAUUCGAGUACGGACUGAAAUGGAAGCAGCUCUACGAGUUAUUCGACAAGAAGAAGGAGAUGCUUGAGAAGGAACUUAACGACGAGAAACAGAAACUCGAAGAACAAAUUGAGUACGCCAAAUACCAGCACGAAACUGAACUGCUCAGAGAAAAGCUGCGGCAGCGAGAAGAGAACAACCAGGCGCACCAGCAGGAGUACGAGCAGCGGCAGCAGCAGUGGGAGGAGCACCGCCGUAUUGAGGAGGAGCGGCAGGCUCGUAUAGAGGAAGAGCUCGCAGUCAAAUACCGCCAGCAGGAGGAGGAACUACGCCGUCGUCAGGAGGAGAACAGGCAGUUCAUGCAGGAGCGAGGCAACACGCUGCUGAAGGAGGAGGGCGGAGAGGAGCUGUACGGCGACCACAUGGCGGGGUGGCGUUGGGUUUCGGUGAUUGCCAUGUAA
This is a messenger RNA of Hyalella azteca, 1563 nucleotides long. Its product is annotated as protein no-on-transient A. The record is from RefSeq and is a predicted model, not a curated record. The transcript has 9 exons. NCBI's taxonomy places the organism in Eukaryota, Metazoa, Arthropoda, Malacostraca, Amphipoda, Hyalellidae. Gene Ontology annotation, cellular component: nucleus. Bases 133 to 1563 code for a protein of 476 amino acids. Gene Ontology annotation, biological process: regulation of DNA-templated transcription. Gene Ontology annotation, molecular function: RNA binding.